Messenger RNA from Hyaena hyaena (striped hyena), 2215 nucleotides. It is a transcript of the gene DOLPP1, whose product is annotated as dolichyldiphosphatase 1. Gene Ontology annotation, biological process: lipid biosynthetic process; protein N-linked glycosylation. NCBI's taxonomy places the organism in Eukaryota, Metazoa, Chordata, Mammalia, Carnivora, Hyaenidae. The coding region runs from base 29 to 745 and encodes 238 amino acids. Gene Ontology annotation, cellular component: endoplasmic reticulum membrane; intracellular membrane-bounded organelle. The transcript is spliced from 8 exons. The record is from RefSeq and is a predicted model, not a curated record. Gene Ontology annotation, molecular function: dolichyldiphosphatase activity.
GCUCGGCGAAGCCCGGUCUCCGGGUAAGAUGGCAGCGGACGGACAGUGCUCGCUCCCCGCUUCAUGGCGGCCGGUGACCCUAACCCACGUCGAAUAUCCUACAGGUGAUCUCUCUGGCCACCUCCUUGCCUACCUGAGCCUCAGCCCUGUGUUUGUCAUUGUUGGUUUCGUGUCCCUCAUCAUAUUCAAGCGGGAGCUGCACACGAUCUCGUUCCUCGGGGGCCUGGCGCUGAACGAGGGGGUCAACUGGCUGAUCAAACACAUCAUACAAGAGCCACGGCCCUGUGGAGGCCCCCACGAGGCAGUGAGCAACAAGUACGGGAUGCCCUCCAGCCAUUCCCAGUUCAUGUGGUUCUUCUCCGUCUACUCCUGCCUUUUCCUGUAUUUAAGAAUGCACCAAACAAACAACGCCAGGUUCCUGGACUUGCUGUGGAGACACGUGCUCUCCCUGGGUCUCGUCACCGCGGCCUUUCUAGUCUCCUAUAGCAGGGUCUACCUGCUGUACCACACGUGGAGCCAGGUGCUCUAUGGGGCCCUUGCUGGGAGCCUCAUGGCCGUCGCCUGGUUCGUCUUCACCCAAGAGGUCCUCACCCCGCUGUUCCCUAGGAUAGCAGCCUGGCCCAUCUCGGAGUUCUUCCUCAUCCGGGACACGAGCCUCAUUCCCAACGUGCUCUGGUUCGAGUACACAGUAACCCGGGCAGAAGCCAGGAACAGACAGCGUAAGCUGGGGACAAAGCUACAGUGACCGUUGAGUGUGGCUGGGUCCAGCCUCUGGAUCUGGGCCGCGUGGCACCUUGCAGGAUGGCCAGAAUGACAGAGGGAUGAAGCAGAGACCUCUACAGACCCAAGUCACCAAGUGGAGCCUUUUUUUUCUUCUUUUAAUUUUAAUGAACAAGGUGGACCAAAGGGCCAAGCCAGCCCCUCAGCCGGGACCCCGGAGGGCCUGCUGCCAGGGGGCCACACGGCCAGAGACCCUCGCUGUGCUGCUGCCGGUCCCUGGUCGGGCGGAGAGCGCCCUCGGCAUGGGCCCCAGGGUGUGGCGCGGAGAGGGGGGCUUGCGCCUCUGGUCGCGGGGCCGGGGAACCCAGGGGGUGUGAGAAAUACACACUAUUUAUUUUUUGGUUUUGUCAAAGGCAGACGGGCUUUUGGAGAAGGGCCGGGAAGGGCCCACCUGCUCUGCCCCGGACACCCUGCACACCGAGGAGGGGCCGCAGUCAGCUUCCCGGGGCCCUGGGCCCGGGGGACAGACCGCCGCUCCCUGGGCCCGAGAGGUGGCCUGGGGGCCCAGGAGAUGAGCACCCCCAUGCCCUCCCUGCCACCAAUGCCAUUCCAGAACUUCGUUCAGUGUUUCCUCGUCUGGGGGCCAGGGCCCAGAGCGCGCGCAUCUGGCGGCUGCUAUCAUUGUUCUCUACCCCAUAUCGACCCUGCACCACAAGGGCUUUCUCCGGUCCCCUGUCCCCAAGACAAUGGUCCCCUUCUGACAAAAGAGCCUGCACAUGUGGGUGAGCAAACCCAGGCUGUUUACAGCUCUUUUUUUUUUUUUUUUUUCCUGUCCUGCCAUCCAGCAGCCAUUAGUUUUCAUCUCCACCCGAACAAAGGGCAGAGGAACCAGGAGCCGGGGGAGGGGAGUGGAGCCGCGGGUGCGUGACGUCCCUGUCCCUCCCCUCCCCUUCCCUUCCCUUCCUUUCCUUCCAUGUGCUCUCAACGCUCCCUUGUCCUUCCUGACGUCUUCCCGAGAGCCGGGGCACCUGCUGGGGCACCCCUAAGCCUGUGUCCGGGGUGCCGGUGCCCAGAUCCCCACCGUGCAGCGUGGGACCCGAUCUCUUAAGCCUAACUCUCAAGGAGAGUUGUGGAGAAGAGAUGCUUCCAGACUCUUUGGAAGUUUCGAGAAUUGAACCGCGCGGCUCGGACCUGUGUUCUGUGCCCCCACCCCCGCCUUUUUUCUUUGUGGAGGUUCCUAACCUGCUGCUAAAGCACAAUAUUCCGGUGCUUUCUUUUCUCAUUUGUUCAAGACAGUGUCCAAAAGCCAUUCCGGAUGCCAGGACCAGGGGCCUAUUUCUGGGGAAGGUUGGUCAGUCCCCACAUUUUCCUCCCCGUCCCCCCUUAUUUUUAUUUUCUACUUUUUGCCUGAGACAAGCCAAGUGUGAGGUGGUUUGAUUUAAGAAAAAUCAAUGAAAUUGUUUACUAUUGUUUUAAAAUAAAAUCUUGAACUCUG